AGAGAGAGAGAAAGAGAGAGAGAGAGGAAGAGAGAGAAAGAAAAAAAAAAGAGAGAGAGAGAGAGAGAGUACUAUGUAUUUCGUUUAUUGAAUUAAUAUUCCAUUCUUCUUAUUCAGGAUCAUUGAACUCUAAGUCUAUGGAAAAGAAAAAAUUGUUUAUGAUGAUAGUUGCGUGAAAAUUAUUAUCUUUGUUGUUGUUAUAUGUUUAAUAUAGUAUUCAAAACAUAAAAUAUAAGCUAUUUGUUGCGAUCUAUACUAUAAGUAUAUAAUAUUAAAGAAGAUAAACUACUGAAUAGAUGAAAUUAAGGUAUUUGCAAUGUGAACUCUUUCUAUGCAAUAAUUAGUAGCCAAAUUACGCACUGUAGUAUGUAUUACAGUAAAAGAAAAACUGUGAUACUGUAAACACAGUUUAGAUUUUUCACAUUAAUCACAGCGACGUGAUGUAGCAUUAUUGUGAAAUGUUAUCUGUUUUAUGCGAUAUAUAAGCAAUUGUUAUUACUUAAUGUGCAAACGUAUUAUUGGCAGCGGUCUGUAACUACACAAUAAGUUUUUUACUACAUUAUUACAUACUUUUAAAACUGAUCGUGACCCCGUAUAAAUCUCUGUGGAUGUGCUCGACACAUCCUGUUUAAUGUAUUUACCAGUGAUUUAAUUAACUUAAAAAUUUAAGUUAUAUAUAUUCUAUUAAUUUAUAAACCCAACCAUGCGCCUUGCGUCUACAUUUUUCUCUUUCUUACAUGCAAUCGAGUAAAGACGAAAUAUUAAAUGAUGUUGGAGGAAGUAGGGACAUUGUCAAUAGUUUAUUUUCUUUGGUUAUAACUUAUUUAUUUUUUUCAAUAAAGAGUGAAUCAGAUUUAUAAUAAAUAAGCGUUACAUUUCUUUUUUUCAAACUAUAAGAGUAGCAAUUAAAUAAAUAGAUUAUUUAGAUUAAUAACACAAUUCACGACAUAAAAUUUUUAAAUAGAUAAUAAUAAUAAUAUUCUUAAGAAACAAAGAAUGUCAUUAUAUACGACAAAGUGCAAAGUAAAAGUACAAAAUUUUACUUCUCAUUCGAAUCUUUGUAUACCUCGAAAAACGAAAGAUCAAUUUUUAGUAGUUUAUUAUAUAUCCUCAUACAUAGCCAAUAAGAAUUUUGAUAACACUUUAAUGUGGGGGAAGAAUGAUUAUUAUAGUGCAUAUUAUAGGAAUCUGCAGAGUCCCUCUUAUCGCAUUUGUAUUUCGAUAGAAAAUUUAUCGAUACACAAUAAUUACAAGGUGACGCAAAUCCAACGAUUUUAUAUAAAGUUAUCAAAUUCGUUUACUCACUCAUACAUGGGUGUUGUGUGUUUCACACUCGAGAGACAAACAAGAAAAUCAGUUUUCAAUAUAUAUAUACAUACAUACAUACAUAUGAAUAUGCACUCUACAUCUAUGCAUAUGCACAGAAUGCUUGUAACUGGUGAUAAAAGCAAGCAGGGAGUGAUUCUUUGUUUUUGAGAAAAAUAAAUUUGAAAAUUUGUUGUGUAAAUGUGUACUUGAUUCAGUUUCUGCUCGAUGGAUUUUACUAUUUUAUUCUCGGAUAUUUUGAAGAGUAUUUUUGCUCUUCUUAAUAUAUUUACAAUUUCUUGUUUUAGUAUUAUUAUACUUAUCGAACAAGGCUUUUGGGUUGCAGGAACAAGGGUUACAAACUCGGUCAAAUAUAUGUGUAUUCGAUAAAUUUUCAAACUCACUUCUUUCAAAAACAAAGGCUUCUAUAAACAAAUUUGAUUCUACAUUUUCAGCUUACUUUUUCAUUAUACCAUCAAUUAAAGAGCAUCCUGUAUAAAUUGAUGAUCUACAGAUCGAUUAAUUCAUGACGUAUGUGACACACGUAGAUCACAUAUUAUACAUACCACACAACAUACAAAUACACGAUUGCGAAUCUUUUAAAUGUAAAACGUGAAGAACUGUUAUAGGGGGGGAAAAAAAAACAAACAAACCAAAACCAAUCUUAUCUUCGCCAAUUUUAUGUUAAUUGAAAAAAUAAAAUACAAUUUCGAUAAUAUGAGAGAAAAGUUCUUCCUCUGUUACCGUAAUAAUAAUAAUAAUAAUUUAUCAAAAUUGAAGUCCUUUUUAUAAUCAUACAUUGGUAUUAGACUCAAGAUAUGUAAUUGUAAAAAAAAGAAAAAGAAUUAAUGAUAAAAAAAAAGGCCUUCCUUUAAUUGUUCAAAAUUGACAAAAAUCAAGGACAAUGCACUUAUAAGAAUAUGCUAAGAAUAUGGUAGAACAAAAGAAAGAGAGAUAGAAAAUAUAACCGAUUGAAAAUGUUGAAAAGGAUCUAGAAAAAUCAAUGGUAAAUCCUAACUCGUGUGAUUCUGAAGCGCCGUCUAUCUAUGGGACAUACCACCAACGUAUGGGAUUUCAUCAGGAGAAAAUCAGAAGAAGAGGUCAGAAAAGACAGGACAGGGUAGAGUAGUAGUGGGAACAGGACAGGGGGAUACGCAAGUCAAACACACAGUCGUCGCAGGUGUCGCGUUGCACGCUUUCUCUACAAUUUCUAUUUUAAAACAUUAAAACGCUGUCAGGUAUUUUUGUCGGAUUAUUAAUUAUUUCUGAAAUUUCAUCGAUUUUCAUUACUUUUCUUUUGUUCACGUUUGACUCGUUAACUUCGAUCACCGGUGAUGAGAGGGGAGCUAAAAUAAAGAUAUUAAAUGUUGAUUUUUUUAUCUCAUUAAUAUUUAUCGCAGCGAACUCUUCACGUAAAAAAAAGGGAUAAAAAAGAAGAAGAAGAAGAAAAAAAAAAGAAGAUUAAUAUUCAAGGAAAAGAGAAAGAGAUCAAUGUCCGCUUUGGUCUAUCCAAUGCUGGUUCCAUGAAAUUAAUGCUAAUUAAUAAUCGAAGUUAAUUUGGAAAUGUAAUUUUUGUCGAGUUCCGGGUCUACGUAGAGAAGGAUAUGGCUUUCUUGUGUCCAGUUCGUAUACGCCGAGGGAAGAAAAAAAAACCUGGAAUUCAUAACUUCAAUUUGGAAAAGGACUGUGUUGGCACAGGAGGUACAGGACUCGGUACAGGAACCAGAGCGCCAUUACCACCUGGUCGUAUAACUGGCAGUGCAAGCAUAGAAACUUUAGUGAGAGUUGGGAUAGAAAAGGAAAAUGGACUUUCUCCGGAUAGUAAAAUGGUUAUCGUUCAUGACUUUACACCAUGUGUCGAUGACGAGUUGCAGGUCAAAAGAGGACAGGUUGUAAAUGUAUUAUAUAGAGAAAAUGACUGGGUAUAUGUAAUAGCAGCGGAUACGCGUAUGGAAGGAUUUGUGCCACAUUCUUACUGUGCACCUUAUACAUCGCAAUUAGCUGAAUUGACGCUUGCUACUCUUAUGAAUAAUGUUAAAAAAAAGUUGCCUAGAUCCAAUGAGGGUGACGGUGAUAUCUCCAGUACGGGUCGCUCUCAAGCAUUGGAUGCACCACAAACUGAUACAGGGUCAGCAUCAGAUUGUGAAAGCUAUACUCGCAAUGUUGUAACCGCUGAUAUUAAUGUUAAUCGAUCUAAUAUUACUCAAUCGCAAAAUUCUAUACAAACAAUAUCGUCUCAACCAGAUGUGCAUCCCUUUUUCAAGGAUCCUUCAGCUGGAAGAUAUAUUGUGUUAUAUACAUUUGUCGCACGAGAUGAAAACGACGUAAGUGUUGAAAGAGGAGAAUUCGUAACUGUGCUAAAUAGAGACGACCCUGAUUGGUUUUGGGUGCUUCGACAUUGCGACGGUAACGAAGGAUUUGUACCAUCUGGAUUCGUUUAUCCAGGACAUGUACUUCAUUCGUAUGCAACAACAGGUACCGCUGCAACGACAGCAACUUCAGCCGAAACGCAUACAUUAGAGACUGGCAAUGGAAAUAUAACGGGAAGCGAACAAUUACAACAGAAAAGUUUACGAGACUUCAGAGAAGAAACUCCUGGCACCGAAUUAGUAGUACUCUACGAUUAUAAGGCGCAGGCGCCAGAUGAUCUAUCAGUAAGAAGAGCCGACUGGAUAUAUGCAGAUUUGGGGAAUCAAACGGUUGAUGGUUGGCUUUGGGCAUAUGCACCCAAAACUCGGAAAUAUGGUUUUAUUCCUAAGGCAUAUGCUCGUCCUCCUGCUAUGACCAGCUUGUGAUACAUAUAGCAAUUUUCUAUUUCCAUUUUUAUAUAUAUAUAUAUAUAUAUUAUACUAAUAGAAUAUUUCUAUAUAUAUAU
Molecule: messenger RNA, 4180 nt
Organism: Polistes canadensis
Lineage: Eukaryota; Metazoa; Arthropoda; Insecta; Hymenoptera; Vespidae
Gene: Dlish
Exons: 5
Coding region: 2910-4100 (396 amino acids)
Biological process (GO): superoxide anion generation
Molecular function (GO): superoxide-generating NADPH oxidase activator activity; protein binding
Source: RefSeq, a predicted model, not a curated record